This is a messenger RNA of Acipenser ruthenus (sterlet), 1155 nucleotides long. Its product is annotated as fibrinogen-like protein 1. The transcript has 8 exons. The coding region runs from base 160 to 1155 and encodes 331 amino acids. The record is from RefSeq and is a predicted model, not a curated record. Lineage: Eukaryota; Metazoa; Chordata; Actinopteri; Acipenseriformes; Acipenseridae.
UGUAAUAUUAUCUAUAGUUCUAAUGUGAUCCAUCUGGAACGAGGAGCACAUAUAAGAAGUGAAAUAGCAGCAGCAUUUAUUUACUACUCAUAGGCUUCCAAGGGUAUAUUCCAUGCUGCAGAACCCAUCCACCCAUGCCUUUCAUGUAAAGGAACUGACAUGACGCUGAUGUUAUUUCUGCUUAUUGUGAGCCAAGCUACUGCUGCACCCAGACCUUCGGAAAGUGAAUCAUGCUUGUUAGACAUCUCCGAACUCCAGCGCAAGAUUAAAGGUCUACAGAAUCAGUUACUGAUCGGAGAGUGGCAGAUGAAGGAACUCAGAGAAAACAGCUGGAUGUACAGUCGGGUGCUUUCACAAAAUUCAACCAAGGAAAUAAAUGAACACAUAACGCUUCUGCCAACCACCAGUGGGAACCUCAUUGUCUAUGACCAUGAUUGCUCUAUGUUGUAUGACAGACAGAAGGCUCCAAGUGGGUACUAUCGCAUCAAGCCCAAGACUGCUGCUGAGCCUUUUCUUGUGUACUGCGACAUGGAGGAUGGGGGCGGGUGGACUAUACUGCAACGGAGGAGAAAUGGAGGUGUGGAUUUUAACAGAGGGUGGAGUGAUUACAAAGAUGGGUUUGGCCAUUUUAAAAUGAAGAACGAUGAGUAUUGGCUGGGCAAUGAACACAUGUAUACACUUCUCUUGAGUGAGAGCAGUUUGAUGAAGAUAGAGCUGAUGGACUGGACAGGGGCAGAGGCUCACGCAUUCUAUGAAAACUUCAGAAUUGCUGCUGAAAAGGAUAACUACAGGCUGCAGUUUGGCCUCUACAGUGGAACUGCUGGUGACGCACUGUCGGGUGGAGGCAACGUGGAACAGCAAUGGUCUGCAUCACACAACAGCAUGCAGUUCAGCACCCCUGACGCAGACCACGACAGAUUCAUACAGGGCAACUGUGCCAAAGAGAACAAAGGAGGCUGGUGGUUUAACAGGUGUCAUGCAGCCAACCUUAAUGGGAAGUACUACAAGAGAGGGGAAUACAAAGCCAAACACGACAACGGGGUCCUCUGGUUCACCUGGCGGGGGUGGUGGCACUCCCUGAAAUUCACAACCAUGAAGGUCAGGCCUCCGUACUUCAUGGACAGUCUGGGGAGUGGAGACGGGGGCCCAAUCUAG